AUGGCUUCUUCUAGUUCUCAGUUAAAAAAACAGGUCAAUGUUUUAGUUUCAGGCGAUUUUAUGUUGAAAGAAAGCUUUUACCGAGACAAGAUAGGUGUUGACGCGUGCAUUUUAUGGUCCCCUCGACGAGGCGAAGCUCGUUCCAUUCUUCCAGAGCCUCAAGCAAAUUAUGCAAAUGGACGGCGUUUAAAUUACGGUGGCCGGCGUAAUUAA
Messenger RNA from Arabis nemorensis, 213 nucleotides. The record is from the annotation of a GenBank genome assembly. NCBI's taxonomy places the organism in Eukaryota, Viridiplantae, Streptophyta, Magnoliopsida, Brassicales, Brassicaceae.